AUGAAAGUCCUCGCAAGCACCACCAACAUCUUCUGGCAACCAUGUAUCCGGAUGGAUUCCAAAAUCCUCCUGAAGCACAAUACAGACCAGGUUUGCAUUUCUGGAAAAUCACGCGCCGCAACUGCGCCAACAAAGAACUGCCAUGCCGUCAAGUUCACCGCCGAAGACAACCUCCCCCGGGGCUCUCCCAAAGACCUCCUUGGUCCUUUCAGUAAAGCCGCCUUUGCCACGUCAUCCGAAAGAGACGAUGGCCACAGAAGAGACAAGUACAGCCGGAGAGCGUAUUCUAAAAACUGCAGAUACUGGCUCUCGAGCCUGGGCAGAUUGCCUGUUCCCCGAACCACAGCCGCAACUCUUGUACGGCUAGUCGGUCCUUCUAUGUGUGAGUCCCCGGGUGUUGAGUAA
This is a messenger RNA of Metarhizium acridum CQMa 102, 405 nucleotides long. NCBI's taxonomy places the organism in Eukaryota, Fungi, Ascomycota, Sordariomycetes, Hypocreales, Clavicipitaceae. The record is from RefSeq and is a predicted model, not a curated record.